Molecule: messenger RNA, 1407 nt
Organism: Frieseomelitta varia
Lineage: Eukaryota; Metazoa; Arthropoda; Insecta; Hymenoptera; Apidae
Product: odorant receptor 13a-like
Exons: 6
Coding region: 68-1270 (400 amino acids)
Biological process (GO): detection of chemical stimulus involved in sensory perception of smell; sensory perception of smell
Cellular component (GO): plasma membrane
Molecular function (GO): odorant binding; olfactory receptor activity
Source: RefSeq, a predicted model, not a curated record
AUCACAUUCGCUGAAGUCUAGUAGCUGUCGCCUGAUUUCAAAAUCAAAAUUGAGGAGAAGGAUUGCCAUGCAUACAGCAGAAUACUCGGAUAUCUCCAUUGCACUAUCGCAGUUUCUUUUGAAACUCUCGGGUAUUUGGAUGACUAUGAAUAACACCGAAGAACGUCGAAGAAUAUUUGCCAUGGUAUAUACUCUAGUCAUUCAUAUCUUCGGAUUGUAUCUAAAUCUCGGCGAUGUUUACUACAGCUGGAACAAUUUAGGCCACUGUACUUUCCUAAUCUGUAAUACAUUAUGCAUCAUAUUAGCGAUGUUCAAAGUUUUGGUAUUAAACAUUCGCAGAACGGAAUUCAAGGAUUUAGUAUUAUUUGCGCAACAGAAUUUCUGGCAUUUCAAGUACAAUCACAGGGAGAAAAUACUUUUCAUGAAGUGCCGAAAAUUUUGCAAACUAUGGACCAUAACGGCAUGUUCUGUCACGCAAGCCGCUUUGGCUUUUUAUCUGAUCACACCAAUAUGCGCGAACAUCGGAAAAAACAAAUCGGAUAGAAUACUUCCGUUCAAAAUGUGGAUCAAUUUCCCGCUAAGUGUGACACCAUAUUACGAAAUAAUGUUUGCCAUUCAGGUGAUAGUUGUGGAACAAAUCGGUGUGUCCUAUUUGUGCAAUGAUAACUUCUUAUGCAUAUUAAACAUGCACGUGAUCUACCAAUUCCGCAUGCUGCAGAACAGGUUGUUAAAUCUGUGGAAGAUCAUCGAUAAACAAACGAAUAAGGCUGAUUGCACUGAAAGAUGCUACACAGCGUUGAAAAAAUGCAUCAGGAAGCAUCAGUCAUUGAUCGAAUUCUGCGACAAACUCGAGUACGUUUAUACGUUGCCAAUCUUCGGCCACAUGGUAGUCUUUAGCUUAUUAAUGUGCUUUGAUACGUACGAGAUACUCCUGGCAAACGUAUCCAUCGGGACACGACUCAUUUUCGUUUUCCAUAUGAUCGGUAGCUUUAUCCAUAUAAUUAUCUUCACCUACAGUUGCCAUUGCUUAAUGGAGGAAAGUGUGAACAUUAGCUUGGCAACGUAUUCAGGCUGGUGGACAAUUCUGCCAAUGACCAAAACUGGUAGAAUGAUACGAAAAGAUAUUAAUAUAAUAAUGAUGAAGUCGAUCCGACCGUGUUAUCUGUCCGCCGCUGGAUUCUUCCCUGUGUCUUUGGAAACAUCUACUGCGCUUAUGAGUUCCACAGUGUCAUAUUUCACGCUCAUGAGAGAAUCAUCCACGAGAGAAUGACAGACAAAUAAUUCAUAUCGUAUGAUAUAUAUACAUAAAUUUACGUGAUAAAAAUAUUUUAAUUGUUUGUUUACAAACAAACUGUGUUUUAGUAACAAUGAAAAUAAAGUUAUUCAAACGAUUUUACGUGGAGGAAA